Molecule: messenger RNA, 7780 nt
Organism: Alosa sapidissima (American shad)
Lineage: Eukaryota; Metazoa; Chordata; Actinopteri; Clupeiformes; Clupeidae
Gene: heatr5b
Product: HEAT repeat containing 5B
Exons: 36
Coding region: 453-6668 (2071 amino acids)
Biological process (GO): endocytosis; intracellular protein localization; retrograde transport, endosome to Golgi
Cellular component (GO): endocytic vesicle; membrane; Golgi apparatus
Source: RefSeq, a predicted model, not a curated record
UUAAUUUCGGCCUGCCUGACAGCCGGAUGUUUCGGUCACCUGUAGGCUACUGAAAUUUGUUUGAAUACUACUGAUGUUGGAUUAUUUAAUCUAGUUAAAACGUCAAUAUGAAAUAGUGCUGUCAUCAUUACCGUAUCGUUCCUUCUUUUUGACAUUGAUAGCUAACCUCACUAGCCACAACAGCACCCACCUACUUCGGAAGCUAUCGAUACGGUUGUUUGGAACUAACGUUAACGUAAACCUCUUUCUUUAGUAAUGCCAACUUAAUUGCAUUGCCAUUGUAUUUUAAUGGUAGAUAUAUUAGCUGGUCAUCAUAACAAAACCAGAGCUCCCACUCACUGGGUAAAUAUCGGUACGACAACACAACUUCGUCAAAAAAAAUGUUCAAUCUCAAUUAUUGUGUGAAGAAGCUCUGAAGACUCAGAGCUGUUGGCCACUUGCAGUGUUCUCAGAUGGAGCUGGCACACAGUUUGCUGCUCAAUGAAGAUGCCCUGGCCCAGAUCACUGAGGCCAAGAGGCCUGUCUUCAUCUUCGAGUGGCUUCGCUUCUUAGACAAAGUCCUUGUGGCAGCAAAUAAGGUGGAUGUGAAGGAGAAACAAAAGAAACUGGUGGAGCAGCUGACUGGGCUGAUUAGCAGUGCUCCAGGUCCACCCACCCGCAAGCUGCUGGCCAAGAACCUGGCCACCCUUUACAGCAUCGGAGACACGUUCACCGUCUUUCAAACUCUAGACAAGUGUAAUGACAUCAUCAAGAGCAAAGAUGACACACCAGCCUAUCUACCAACUAAGCUGGCUGCAGUGGCAUGUGUGGGGGCCUUUUAUGAGAAGAUGGGCAGGAUGCUGGGCAGCUCUUUCCCAGAAACCAUCAAUAAUCUUCUCAAGGCAUUGAAGAGUGCAGAGUCUCAGGGGCGUGGAGAGAUUCUGCUCAGCCUGCAGAAGGUCCUUCAUGGGCUGGGUGGGGCAGCUGCUUCCUGUCACAGAGACAUCUAUAAGAAUGCCCGCUCCCUACUGACUGACCGCUCCAUGGCUGUCCGCUGUGCUGUGGCCAAGUGUCUGUUGGAGCUGCAAAAUGAAGCAGUUUUCAUGUGGACCACAGAGCUGGAGAAUGUCGCCACACUGUGCUUUAAGGCACUGGAAGGCUCCAACUACGGCGUACGGGUCGCCGUGUCCAAGCUGCUGGGCACCGUCAUGGCAACAGCGCUGAUGCCCAAGCAAGCAGCAGUGAUGCGUCAGAACGUGAAGCGGGCCACGCUGGAGGAGGUGCUGGAGCUCAUGGCUACGGGCUUCCUGCGCGGAGGCUCUGGCUUCCUGAAGAGCGGCGGCGAGAUGUUGAAGGGAGGGGCCUCUGUCAGCAGGGAGGUGCGGGUGGGGGUCACACAGGCUUAUGUGGUCUUUGUGACCACUCUGGGUGGGCAGUGGCUGGAGCGUAACUUCGCCACGUUCCUGUCUCACGUGCUGGAGCUGGUGGCACACCCGCGGGCCACGCAGACACAUGUGGAGGCUGUGUACUCUCGCCGCUGCGUCUCCUUCGCCCUGCGCGCCACCCUGGGCGGCCUGCUAGGCGAGAAGGCCCAGAUCGCCGCUGCCAAGGAGAUCUGCCAGGCCAUCAGCAAGCAGAUGCGGGCAGUGGGUAAGGAGGGAGAUGGUGGUGGUGGGGGGGAGGUGUCCAGGCUCAGAGCACUGCAGAAAGCGGUGGUGAGCGACCCCAGUGGGGAGAACAAAGCGGGUGCAGCAGACGUGUCUGCCAGUCAGCAUGUGAUGGUGUGUGCCCUGAAGGAGCUGGGCAGUCUGGUCCAGAGCCUCAGUGCCACCUCCUCCCCCCUCAUACAGGAGCCUUCCAUCGGUCUCCUGGAGACGGUCAGUUCGGUGCUGCUGCACCCCAGCAUGGCUGCCCGUCUUGCGGCCGCCUGGUGCCUGCGCUGUGUUGCCGUGGCGCUGCCCUAUCAGCUGACGCCACUGCUGGACCGCUGUGCCGAGCGCAUCAACAACUUGAAGAGCUCGCCUGAGGCGGUCAGUGGCUACAGCUUCGCCAUGGCCGCCCUGCUCGGAGGCAUACACCAGUGCCCCCUGGGUAUCCCACAUUCUAAGGGCAAGAUGGUGGUGAGUAUAGCGGAGGAUCUAUUGCGUACCGCGUCCCAGAACAGCCGUCUAUCUCUGCAGCGCACUCAGGCUGGCUGGCUGCUACUGGGGGCCCUCAUGACACUAGGCCCCUCGGUGGUGCGGUACCACCUACCGAAGAUGCUGCUGCUGUGGCGAAACGUGUUCCCUCGUUCCCAGAAGGAGCUGGAGGCUGAGAAGGCCCGUGGAGACCCAUUCACCUGGCAGGUCACCCUGGAGGGACGCGCUGGGGCACUCUGUGCCAUGCGGAGCUUCGUGGCCCAUUGUCCUGAGCUCCUUACGGAGGAUGUGAUCCGGAGACUCAUGACCCCAAUUGAGUGUGCCAUGACCAUGAUGUCACAUGUGCCUGCGGUCAUUAAAGUGCAUGGUGCCCAUCUGAAAGCUAGCGCUGCCAUGGUCAGAUUGAGACUGUAUGACAUCCUCGCUCUGCUGCCACCUAAGACCUACGAAGGCAGCUUUAAUGCCCUGCUGAGAGAGCUGGUCGCAGAGUUCACCCUGACGGACAACUCGGCCAACACCACCACCUCCCUGCUGCGCUCUCUCUGUCACUAUGAUGACAGUGUGCUCAUGGGUUCCUGGCUACAAGAAACGGACCAUAAGUCCAUAGAGGAUCAGCUGCAGCCCAACAGCGCCUCCGGCAGCGGCGCCCUGGAGCACGACCCGUCCUCCAUCUACCUGCGCGUCCCUGUGGGCGAGGUCAUCCCUGGGCCCCUCCCCCUGGGCGUGUCCGUCAUCGACGCCUCGGUGGCGCUGUUCGGCGUGGUCUUCCCUCACGUCUCCUUCAAACACAGGCUGCAGAUGCUGGAUCACUUUGCCGAGUGCAUCAAACAGGCCAAGGGGGUUCGCCAGCAGGCUGUGCAGCUCAACAUCUUCACAGCAGUUCUGAGUGCACUCAAGGGUCUGGCUGAGAAUAAGAGUACGCUGGGUCCUGAGGAGGUGCGUAAGUCCGCGCUGGCGCUGGUGAUGGGCGCGCUGGACAACCCCAACCCCAUACUGCGCUGCGCCGCUGGGGAGGCCCUGGGCAGGAUGGCCCAGGUGGUGGGGGAGGCCACCUUCAUCGCCAGGAUGGCACAGGACAGCUUUGAUAAGCUGAAGUCUGCGCGAGAUGUGGUGUCGAGGACGGGUCACUCCCUGGCCCUGGGCUGUCUGCACCGGUAUGUGGGCGGCAUCGGGUCGGGCCAGCACCUCAAGACUAGUGUCAGUAUCCUGCUGGCCCUGGCUCAGGAUGGCUCCUCACACGAAGUACAGACCUGGGCGCUGCACUCUCUGGCCCUGAUUGUGGACUCCAGUGGGCCCAUGUACCGGGGUUACGUGGAGCCCACGCUGUCUCUGGUGCUGACGCUGCUGCUGACUGUGCCCCCCUCCCACACCGAGGUGCACCAGUGCCUGGGCCGCUGCCUGGGGGCCCUCAUCACCACCGUGGGGCCCGAGCUGCAGGGUAAUGGAGCCACGAUCUCCACCAUCCGCUCGUCAUGUCUGGUGGGCUGUGCCAUCAUGCAGGACCACUCCGACUCGCUAGUCCAGGCGGCCGCCAUUUCCUGUCUGCAGCAGCUGCACAUGUUCGCCCCGCGCCACGUCAAUCUGUCCAGCCUUGUGCCCUGCCUCUGUGUGCACCUGUGCAGCUCUCACCUGCUGCUGCGUCGCGCUGCGGUGGCGUGUCUGAGGCAGCUGGUCCAGAGAGAGGCGGCCGAGGUGUGUGAGUACGCCAUGAGCCUCGCCAAGAAGGCCAGCGACAGCAAGGACAGCGGCUCCAUCAAUUUGAAAAUCACCGAGACGGGUCUGGAGGGGGUUCUGUUUGGCAUGCUGGACCGGGAGACGGACAGGAAGUUGUGUUCGGACAUCCACGACACGCUGGGCCACAUGCUCUCGUCCCUGGCGGUGGGGAAGCUGGCCCACUGGCUCAAGCUGUGCAAGGACGUGCUGGCCGCCACCACAGAUGUAGGGGGCGCUGUGGGCUUCGAGAUGGGGAAGGAUGAGGACUCGGAGAAGAAGGACGACACAGACGACGACACCAUGUUCACCACGCUGGGCGAGGAGCCCUCCAAGCCCAACGUCGCCCCACGCUGGGUAACGCGGGUGUUCGCCGCGGACUGCCUCUGCCGCAUCAUCCACCUGUGUGAGAACUCCGACAAGGCCCACUUCGACCUGGCCACCGCCCGCUCGGCUCGGGCCAAAAAUCCCAAAGGUGAUUUGCUGGUGCUUCACCUGUCUGACCUCAUCCGCAUGGCCUUCAUGGCUGCCACGGACAACAGCAACCAGCUGCGCAUGGCCGGCCUGCAGGCCCUGGAGGACAUCAUCAAGAAGUUUGCCUCCGUGCCCGAACCCGAGUUCCCCGGCCAUGUCAUUCUGGAGCAGUACCAGGCCAAUGUUGGGGCUGCACUGAGACCUGCCUUUUCCCCCGACACCCCGUCUGACAUCACUGCCAAGGCGUGCCAGGUGUGCAGCACCUGGAUCGGCAGUGGCGUGGUCAGCGACCUGAAUGACCUGCGGCGUGUGCACAACCUGCUGGUGUCAUCGCUGGACAAGGUGCAGGCUGGAAAGGGCUCCUCCAGCCAGCUGUACAGUGAGAGCGCCACCACCAUGGAGAAGCUCUCUGUGCUGAAGGCCUGGGCUGAGGUGUUUGUGGUGGCCAUGAAGAUUAAAAAGGAGGCCGAGUCGCGGCCGCCAAAGAGCAGUGGCGGCGAGGAAGAUGAAGAUGAAGAUGCGGGCGAGGAGACGGGCAUCCUGCCGCCAGACAGUCUGAUCACCCUGGUGCAGCCAGAGCUGCCCGCCCUGAGUAGGCUGUGGCUGGCCGCGCUGAGGGACUACGCCCUGCUCAUGCUGCCCGCCGAGUUCGCCAGCCAGCUCCCACCUGAUGGUGGGGCUUUCUACACACCUGAGACCAUAGACACGGCGCGGCUGCACUACCGCAACUCCUGGGCUCCCAUCCUGCACGCCGUGUCCCUCUGGCUCCACAGCACCGGGUUCGGCUCCGCCGAGGGUGCCGAGGAGACCCCCCCUGCCCUGCCCAAAGGCUCCGCGCCUGUUGCUGUGUUCCCGCCGGCCGGACAGGUCCCCAACAAAAGCCAGGAGGAGCUGAUUAAGGACCGCAUGCAUCUGCUUCUAGGCAUCAGCAUCGAGUUCCUGUGUUUCCCGCGACCGGAGGAGCCCAUCGAGCACGUCAUGUCCUGCCUGCAGGCCCUCUGCACCCUGCUGGACUCCCCCAGCGCCCGCAAGCACAUCGCCCAGGAUCAGCUGUUGGCGGUGGAACUGUUAAAUGUGCUGCACAGGCUGCUGCUGACAUGUGACCCUCCCAGUGUGCAGCUGCAGGUGACCGCAGUAGUGCAGGAGACCAUCCACUCCGCGCUAGACCAUCUUCAACUGCAGCGGUCCAGCUGUAGUGUGGAGGAGGGGGAGGAGAAGGAGUCGGCCGCAACCCUCGGGGAAGGAGGCGACAGCGGGGAGCUGCUGCCGGGCAAGUCGCUGGUGUUCGCCGCCAUGGAGCUGCUGGUGUUCAUCCUGAUGCGCCACCUGCCGCAGCUGAACACGCGCGCCGGGGACUCGCCCAGUCACCUGGCCUACCGGCCGCACAGCCUCUCCGAGGAGGGCACGCGCCUGGUGGCCGCCACCGUUGCCAUCCUGGCCGAGCUGCCCGCACUCUGCUCUCCAGCAGGAAGCAUGACCAUUCUGCCCACCGUGCUGUUCCUGAUCACCGGUGUUCUGAGGGAGACGGCGGUGAAGACUCCGGAUAAUUCCGUGCCGGUGCCCGUGUCCGCCGCCCUGCAGGGCAUCAAGACCAUCAUCACGUCUCCGCUGGCGCGAGCUGAGAAGACACACACACAGUGGACCAGCCUGGUCUGGAGCAGCCUGGCGUCUGUGCUGGAAUAUGCUCAACCUGAUGAGUCUCGGCCCAACAUGGAUGAGGUGAGCAUGCUGACGGCCAUCACCCUCUUCUUGCGGUCCGCCAGCUCUGAGCUCCUGGGGGUCACCGCCCUGCAGAAUGGCUGCAUGGACCGCUUCCGCAACGCCCUCAACUCCAGCGACCCCUGGGUCCAGGCCCGCUGUUACCAGCUGCUGAUGUCGGUGUUCCAGCACUCCAGCCGCGCUCUGUCCACCCCCUACAUCCACGCACUGGCGCCACUGCUGGUGGAGAAGCUGAAGGCGGUGGAGCGCAGCCGGCCCAAUAACCCCGCCGAGCUGCAGGCCGUCCAGGAGGGGGUCAAGGUCCUGGAGAACCUGGUGGCUAUGGGAGAAGAGCAGAACCGAGUUCAGUUGCUGGCGCUCCUUGUCCCCACCCUGGUGUCAUACCUGCUGGACGAGAACGCCUUCUCUUCGGCUGCGCCGGCCUCCAAGGGCUUGCACAACUUUGCCCUGCAGGACCUGAUGCGCAUCGGGCCUCUGUACCCAGCCGCCUUCAAAACUGUGAUUGGGGCAGCGCCCGAGCUGAAGACCCGCCUAGAGACGGCCAUCCUGGCCAAUCAGGCCAGCAGCAAGGCCAAGGCAGCAGCCAGGCAGGCCCAGCCCACCGUGCAGGCCGCGCCCACGAUCAAACUCAAGACGAGCUUCUUCUGAAGAGACCAUAUCUUUUCAUUCCCACAUUGUGUUACUGUGUUUCACUGUGUUUUACUGAUAUCUGUCACUGGAUUGCGUGUGUGUGCGUGCGUGCGUGCGUGCGUGCGUGUGUGUGUGUGUGUGUGUGUGUGUAAAAGAGUGAGUUUGUGUCGCCAUUCCUCUGAGCUUUUGAGAGUGCACUCCCCCUAAAAGUGGAAAUAAUAUAUACAGUAUGUGUACAUACGGAUUAAAGGGCCUUUUUAAUAUUGUGUGUCACAGACGCUAUAUGAAACAUGUGCUUACAGCAGUGAAUUUGUAAAAGGGAUUUUUAUUGUUGGAAUCUCAUUUUCCAGAAUGUUCUCCCUUUCCACCCCGAGUCACAUGGAACACUGCAUUAUGAACUGUAAUGAAUAGAACAUUUUCAUGAAGCACAUUUGAAAGCACUAUAUCAUGGUGUCAUUUUCCUCAUUCUCAAUGAAUCACUGACCCGUGUAACUUUAAUUGUCACUGUAUGUUGUUCUGUCCUUGUUAUUUUGCCUUGCUUCCUCCUUGCUUGUUUGUCCUAUUUAGAUGCCUUAUGUUUGUUUUUUUUCCCAUUCAUUCCUUAGUUAGUUUUUAACAAGAAAUCAUACUGCAGACUACUUCAGCUAGCUUUGAUACUCUUGAGUCAAGCAUGGUUCAUUUAUAACCUUAAUGUGGAAAGACUUGCCAAUGUUACCAUUAAAGCAUAGCUUGAAAGGAUCAUGGAAAAGUCUGUAUACAGUUUCCCCAUUUCACUAGAGAUGCAGGUACAUUUUCAGCUGUUUCAUGUCAGCUGGUUGCCUUUGUUUUCUUGUGUCAUACAAGGCAGUGUCAAUGCAGAUUUGAAAUGCCAUUUUAUUCCUGCUGGAUUAACUUAACAUUAAUCUAUCCAUAUCAACACUGGUGAAGUAUUGCUGAUAUUGUUUAUUGUUUAUCUAAAAGCAUGUCAGUGAUAAUGCACAAAAAAGAUAAAGUGAAUUUACAUUUUGUCUUAUUGCUUUCCAUUUCUUGUUUGUUUUUGCUGUUUGUUUCUUGGACCAGAAUGUGAAAUAAAUGAAUGAACUGCACAACAACAUUGGAAUGGCAUUAAAGAUAUUUAUUUUUAGCUUUUA